Messenger RNA from Hippoglossus stenolepis (Pacific halibut), 629 nucleotides. It is a transcript of the gene spink4, whose product is annotated as serine peptidase inhibitor, Kazal type 4. Lineage: Eukaryota; Metazoa; Chordata; Actinopteri; Pleuronectiformes; Pleuronectidae. The record is from RefSeq and is a predicted model, not a curated record. Gene Ontology annotation, molecular function: protein binding. Bases 247 to 489 code for a protein of 80 amino acids. The transcript is spliced from 4 exons.
AAGUUUGUAGCUACUGACUGAACAAAAGAUAUGUUUACCGUAUGUUUGGGGGUGUGGGUGUUAAUGUGUGCUGAUGACUGUGAGUUUCUAGAUUGUGCAUGUGAUUGUGUGACUAGUUUCACCUGCUGCGUUCCCACACGAGUGUGCGCACACACACACACACGCACACAAACACAGUUUUAUUGCCAGUGAAAACACUGACACAUUCAAAGGUUCCUGUCCCUCCUGAGUUAUUCAUCCACCAACAUGACUGGAAGAGCUGUUUUCCUGGGACUCCUGCUUAUUUGUUUGGCUGCAGAUGCAGAGAAGACGUCAGGACUCGUGAGAAAGCCUUCGUGUCCUAGCAUGGAGGAGAUCGUGGCGUGCCCUCUGAACCUCGCUCCUGUGUGCGGCAGCGAUGGAAACACUUAUGCCAACGAGUGUACCCUGUGUGUCCAGAGGCAAACAACCAGGAUGGAAAUCUUGAUCGUCAAGGAGGAGAGCUGCUGAUCUGCACCGGAGGAGACGUCACCAGGGACUCAUCAGGAUCGGAUCAUGUGUCCAUUGUGGAUCUUUGACAUAACUGGAUCCAAACUGUCCUAAAGAUUUUCCUCUAAUUGUCAUGAGCAAUUAAAUAUGAUUCAGCAGUC